AGAUUCAAUGGGAUUUUCGAUCGAUCAAUUAAUUGAUCGAUUGAUUAACUGAUUGAUUGAUUGAUCGGACCAAAAAAGAAAAGAAAAAAAAAACGGGGGAGGAGGAGGCCGUUAUCGAAUCAGUGAUGAUGGGGCCGAGAACAACGAGUAGGGGGACAGGGACUGGCGGGACGAGGAGGAAAAAGAAGAAGCGGGGGAGGAGGAGGCCGUGGCGAUGGAGAAGGACGAGGAGGAAGACGAAGAGGACGACGACAAAGGAGGAGGAGGAGGAGGAGGACGACAAUGAGGAGGACGACGAGGAGGACAAUGAGGAGGACGACGAGGAGGACAAUGAGGAGGAGGAGGAGGAAGAAGAGGAGGGCCCGAUAAUGGAGGAGGAGGAGGAGGAGGAGGUGGAGGAAGAGGAGGUCACGGCGACGGAGGAGGAGGAAGAAGAGGAGGAGGAGGAGGAGGAGAAACAGGACGAGGAGGUGGAGGAGGAGAAGGACGACGGCGACAAUGAGGAGGACGACGAGAAGGAACAAGACGAAAAGGAGGAGGACCAAGAGAGAAGCGGCAGGAGGAAGAUAGGAGAAGCGGAAGGAGGACGAGGAAGAGGAGGGGGAGAAGGAGGGAGGAGGUGGACGAAGGGAAGGUCGCUCACCUGGCGUGGGCAGGCGAUGGCGUGUGGGGUUGUGGUCGUCGACGUCGAAGCUCGGCAAUGGCAACACCGAGCACGGGGAAAAACACCAGGGCCCCCAUUUUCGAAUUUUAAAAUAACCCAAUCUGGGUCGUUUAUCUCGCAGAUCUGACGACCCAGAUUAGACCGUUUUGUUUUUCGUUUUUGUCGCUCACCUGGCGUGGGCAGGCGAUGGCGUGUGGGGUUGUGGUCGUCGACGUCGAAGCUCGGCAAUGGCAACACCGAGCACGGGGGAAAACACCAGGGCCCCCAUUUUCGAA
This is a messenger RNA of Chara braunii, 939 nucleotides long. The record is from the annotation of a GenBank genome assembly. Lineage: Eukaryota; Viridiplantae; Streptophyta; Charophyceae; Charales; Characeae.